CUGUCAGCGACACAUGUAGAACAAGCAGCUAACGGGACCCGGAGACCAGACCAGAGGACAGUCAGUUAUAGCCUCUCUGCCAGCCUCGUUAUUUCUUUUUCCGUCCUUUCGCCAAAAGCACGCACUUCUUAUUUUCGAGGACGUUGCGGCACACGUAGACCUGUAAUUACGUCUCGCAAUGGACUUCUUUUGUUCCAGCGAAAAGAAAGAGCUCUAAAGCGGCAGCAACAGUGAGACGGGAACCAUCCAGUGGAAAUACUAUCUGAUAACUCCAUUUGCUCGGCGCUCCGCUUGUUGCCAGUGAACACACGAGCACGAGUCCUCGCUGAGGUUCGCAGUCGCGCGGAGCUGGAGGCCGACCGCCGCGCGAUAUAGUGUGUCCGCUUUUUUACCUGUACUUUUUUUUUUUUUGAGGAGGGGGUGGGGGGGGACUGUUGUUCUCGCCUACCUGUUCACCUACUUUACCCUUCAAGUCCUUAACUUUACAGCCAUUACACUUAAAAGAGACAAACGAGGGACAAUGGUGAAUCCCGGAGGCAACAGCCAGCCACCACCGGUGGGCACAGGGUCUCUGUCCUGGAAGCGGUGUGCGGGGUGUGGGGGCAAAAUCGCAGACCGCUUCCUCCUUUACACCAUGGACAGUUACUGGCACAGCCGAUGCCUCAAGUGCUCCUGCUGUCAGGCCCAGCUGGGCGAAAUCGGCACGUCGUGCUACACAAAAAGUGGCAUGAUCCUCUGUAGAAACGACUAUAUCAGAUUAUUUGGAAACAGUGGAGCUUGCAGCGCUUGUGGCCAGUCCAUUCCAGCCAGUGAACUGGUGAUGAGGGCACAGGGCAACGUGUACCAUCUCAAGUGUUUCACAUGUUCCACCUGCCGGAACCGGCUCGUCCCCGGAGACCGGUUCCACUACAUCAACGGCAGCCUGUUCUGUGAACACGACAGACCCACAGCGCUCAUCAACGGCCAUUUGAGUUCACUGCAGACGAACCCACUACUGCCCGACCAGAAGGUGUGUUAAGCGGGAGCUGUGCAGGAAGCAGGAUGUGUGCCUUCAUUUUAGCCCUUACUCAUUGUCACCCGAGACAGCGUGGAUCAGCAACACCCCAGCCUUUUAGCUGUGCUCCCAGGCCCUUUGCCCUAAAGGAAUCCUCUACCCAUCUUACCAGUAACCUGACUUUUAUUUCUGCAACCCAUACCCAACGCUCAGCCUUCAACCUUGGCUUUUCCCCAAAUAUGGGUGGAUACUUGCACUUAACCGCACCUGAAUCAGGACGCUGAGGACUCCGUGACCUUGGAAUUAAAAAAAGACCAGAGACCGUUCAGAAUCCAAGGGGACUCUUCAGGAAGAGAAAAUUAAAUAACACACAAGAGGAUGUUGUGACUGAAGUGAGGGAACGAGAAAAAGACUAAUGAGGUUAAAGAGAUGCAGGCUUUUCAACUCUGCAUAUUUGUUUAAAGACAUUUUGGGGAAAACCGGGACCUUUUCAUUUUUCCUCUCUCUCUUUUCUAUCCUUAUUUCCCAACAACAUGGUGUUUCCACUUUCUAUAUUUUAAAUGUUGUCAACGGGGAAUGUGUUUUUUCUUUUGUUUUUUUUUCUUUGGUGGUAUAUAUAUAUAAAAAGAUGGGAUUUUAAAAAAAAUCUGUGGCUCUUUGUGGAAAACAAAUCAUGAACACUCGGUGUAUUUGUAAAACUACCAUGUAUGUACAGUAUGCAUGUAAAUGUCGUUGUCCAGGCGUGGCUACAGUACAUUCAACCUCUCCGCACUCAGCUCCAGUCCCCCCCCCCCCCCCCCCCCGAAAAACCUGAACCCAUGGCAAACAAGAAAUUUGCUCAUAGUCGGUAAUGUAGAAAUCAUCAUCAACAUAUAAAUGCUGAAUGAAAGAGAAAUUUAUUUGUGAUAUUUUCCGAGACAUUUGCUCCAGUAUGGUGUAUUUAAUUAAUAAAAAUAUUGAAGAUUUGAAA
Messenger RNA from Seriola aureovittata, 1964 nucleotides. It is a transcript of the gene lmo4b, whose product is annotated as LIM domain only 4b. The transcript has 5 exons. The record is from RefSeq and is a predicted model, not a curated record. NCBI's taxonomy places the organism in Eukaryota, Metazoa, Chordata, Actinopteri, Carangiformes, Carangidae. Bases 521 to 1018 code for a protein of 165 amino acids.